UCUCUGUGCACUGAUUCCAACAUUCAAUCACAAGUGGUAUACAAUGGAACCGAGAUUGAUAAUUCAAAAGCUUCAGUUCUUGAUCGACUUGAAAAUCACGUCGAUCUAGCAUUUUGUUUUUCUGACCAUUCUCAAAUAGUUAAAUUCAUCCUUGAUUACAUUGGUUUAUUCAAAGGUUCGGCAUUGUCAUCUGGCAAUACGCAAGCGACAUCGGGAAUUUAUGCUGUUUCAGAGGGUAAAAUAUCCUCAUCUAAAAGUACUAAAUGUUUUUCAGGAAUGCAAUCUUCAACGAUACUUCUUGAUAUCACUUCUCGACCUCGCAAGCUCAUCGAACGAUUACUAAUACUCGCAAUUGAAAAAAUGAAAUAUCCUCAGGGCUUUGAAUCCCGUAAAGAUAAUACGAAAUUCGAGGACACUAGACAUGAGUGGCGGACCGUUAUAAGCAACUUACUCCAGCUCUAUCCAUCAUUGGUUCUCUCCGCAGUCCGACAGCUUGUUGCUCAAGCAGCAAGUAUUUCGUCUGUACUUGAAUCCUCCGCUGCUCAACCCACAACUUCCCCCAAAGAGACUGUUAUGCAUGAACAUUUUGCCACAGCUGAGGUUGCUUUGGCCCUGUUCUAUCAUAUAGGCGAAGUAAUAAAGGUUGGUCUAUAG
This is a messenger RNA of Protopolystoma xenopodis, 654 nucleotides long. The record is from the annotation of a GenBank genome assembly. NCBI's taxonomy places the organism in Eukaryota, Metazoa, Platyhelminthes, Monogenea, Polystomatidea, Polystomatidae.